Carica papaya (papaya) is the source of this 2429-nucleotide messenger RNA. Lineage: Eukaryota; Viridiplantae; Streptophyta; Magnoliopsida; Brassicales; Caricaceae. The record is from RefSeq and is a predicted model, not a curated record.
AUGAUGAAAAGCGUCAUAGCAGAAGAGUUUAUGAGAUAUUGUUCACCUUUAUACCGAACGAGGUAUCGAGACAAUGUACCAUUAUUCUGUGAUGCUUACUAUAUCAUUACUCUUGGUGUUCCAGAGAUCUUGAAGCAGGUGUGGGAUCUAUCUGAUCAAGAUAAUGACAGCAUGCUCUCCUUUAGGGAGUUCUGUAUCGCUCUUUACUUGAUGGAGCGUUACAGGGAAGGUCGCACUCUUCCUACAAUGCUUCCAAGCAACAUCAUGCCUGGUGAAACUCUAGGUUUUGGCACAGCUCAACCUCCAGCUGCCUAUGGCAAUGCAACUUGGAGACCGGCAUAUGGUUUCCAGCAAUCAAAUAUUCCUGGUGCUUCAAGGCCGCCUCUCGCUGUUGCAAGGGGUAAACCACCAAGGCCUGUUCCUGCUUCUCACGGUGAAGGAGCUAUGCCAGCUGGUCAUCAGAAGCCCAAAGUUCCAGUGCUGGAGAAACAUAUAGUGGAUCAACUCAGCAAGGAAGAGCAGGAUUCAUUGAAUGCAAAGUUCCAGGAGGCAACUGCCAUUAAUAAAAAGGUAGAAGAGUUGGAAAAGGAGAUCACAGAUUCAAAACAGAAAAUUGAGUUCUGCCGUGUUAAGAUGCAGGAGCUUGUGAUUUGUAAUAUGCAUCUGUAUUCCCUGCCUGUGCUCAGUAAAGUAGAGAAUCAAUUGGAUGCAACAGAAACAAUAACUAAACAGUUUUUGCAUGGAGACCAUGUUUCCAAGGUUUUUCUUUUUUUUUCCUGUUGGGUUUUGCAGGAGCGUGCUGAGGGCAUUGAAUCUGCCCUGGAGGAACUAAUUAAAACUCUUAAUGAACGCUGCAAACAGUACGGAUUGCGUGGCAAACCAACGACACUGGUUGAGCUUCCCUAUGGCUGGCAACCUGGCAUCCAAGAAGGAGCAGCUGAUUGGGACGAAGAUUGGGAUAAGUUUGAUGAUGAAGGGUUCACAUUUGUCAAAGAGCUCACUCUGGAUGUACAGAAUGUCGUAGCCCCUCCUAAACAAAAAUCUUUGCCGAUUGAGAAUGGACCAUCAUCAACAAAUGAGGUUUCUAAUGCUUCAUGUCUGGAUAUCGAUGCUAAAUCAGAGAAGGUUGCAACUGCAGAUGAACACUCCUCUGAAAAGGAAUUGACAUCUGAACAAGGGGAUGCCUUGAAAAGAAGUCCUCCUGUCAGUCCAGCUGGGGGAGGUGCAGCUGAGAACCAACCUCCAGAAUUCCAAGAUUCCAGUCACGUAAAAAGUAAUGAUGCUGAUGGUUCCCGCCAUGCUGAAGACAACAGGAGUGAUCACGGUGGUGCUGAAUCUACAGUUUCUGCAGACAAAAUUUUUGAUGAACCUAGCUGGGGUACAUUUGACACUCAUUAUGAUACAGAUUCUGUGUGGGGCUUUGACUCUGAUAGUGGCAAGGACGGUGAUCACCGGAUAAAUGAUGAUCUUUCUGGAUUUGGUCUUAGUGACUUUAAUAUAAAGCCAAUAAAGACGGGCGCCACAAACAUGGAUGGCAUGUUCCCUGGAAUGAGCCAAUCUGUGUUUGCUGAUUCUGUCCCAAGCACCCCAGCCUAUAACUUUGGAAAUUCCCCACAGAGUUUUAGUGAAGGGUCAGAGUUUGGUAUAAGGCCAAUGACAGAGACUCCUCGUACCGAUAACAUAUUCCCUGGAGGCCCAUCUUUGUUUGCAGAUUCUGUUCCAAGUACCCCUGCCUACAAUUUUGGAAGCUCCCCUCACAGGUUCUCGGAGGAUCACUCAUUUGACAGCUUCUCUCAGUUUGAUUCAUUUAACAUGCAUGAGAGCGGAUUCUCUCAGUCUCCACGCCAUUCUCUAGCUAGGUUUGAUUCAAUGCGCAGCACCAGUGAUUCUGAUCUGUUCCCGUCGAGAUUUGAUUCGUUUAAUGCACAAAGGUUUGAUUCCUUAAGCGUGCACGAAAGUGGAUUUUCUCAAUCCCCACGGAAUUCCCUAUCAAGAUUUGAUUCCAUGCGCAGCACUGGAGACUCUGAAUAUAGUCACGGAUUCUCAUCAUUUGAUGAGACAGACCCUUUCGGCUCGAGUGGCCCUUUUAAGACAUCUUCAGACAGUCAAACUCGGAGGAGAAGUUCUGAUAAUUGGAGUGCUUUCUAGGAGACUAGGUAUGUUAUAAUCGAAGUGCGGGGUUUUCUUUACAGUUUGAAGGCUCAUUUAUAGAUGAGGUUUGUUCAUUGUAUGCGUGGUGGUCUUAUUCUUUAAUUAGUAUAUAGUUUGUGUUGUAUGUGACAAUGAGUGGUUUUGCUUGUAGCUAGGCCUCAUGUAAUAUUUCAAGUCUUCUUUCCAUGGACUUGUCAUUUUUUCACCCUCAUUGCAAUUUUCCUCGUGUGGAUAGUCAAGAGUAAAGAUAUAUAUGAUUUCUAUUUUCAUUUUUUUAA